This is a messenger RNA of Spinacia oleracea (spinach), 2782 nucleotides long. RefSeq names its product exonuclease 1. The transcript has 15 exons. Gene Ontology annotation, molecular function: metal ion binding; 5'-3' DNA exonuclease activity; 5'-flap endonuclease activity. The record is from RefSeq and is a predicted model, not a curated record. Bases 213 to 2399 code for a protein of 728 amino acids. Lineage: Eukaryota; Viridiplantae; Streptophyta; Magnoliopsida; Caryophyllales; Amaranthaceae.
GAAAAAACCCGAAACAGCCAAAUUCUCAAAAACAUUUCAUUGUCCAAUUCCAAGUUUCCCAAACAAAGUUCCCGCCAAUGCAAGAGUGAGAAACACAUACAAUAGGACAAUGGCACAUUUCUGAAACCUUUCUUCUUCUAAACCAACCCAACCCCCACAAAUUUCAUCUUUUUUUUUUAUCGCACAGAGUUCAAUUAGAUUGUGCCCUAAAAAUGGGGAUACAGGGUCUACUUCCGCAACUGAAAUCGAUAAUGUCGCCAUUACACAUUAAGGAAUUAGAGGGUUGUUGGGUUGCCAUUGACACCUAUUCCUGGCUUCACAAAGGUGCUUUGUCUUGCAGUGCCCAACUUUGCAAGGGCAUCCCCACUUCUAGGCACAUUGACUAUUGCAUGCACAGAGUAAAUUUGUUGCGUCAUUAUGGUGUCAAACCAAUUCUUGUCUUUGAUGGAGGUGAUCUGCCUAUGAAGGGUGAGCAGGAGAAUAAACGUGCACGCUCUAGGAAGGAAAAUCUUGCACGGGCUAUUGAGCAUGAGUCAAACGGAAAUUCUAAGGCUGCAUAUGAAUGCUAUCAAAAGGCUGUUGAUAUUUCCCCAGCAAUUGCUUAUGAAUUGAUACAGGUUUUGAGGCGGGAAAGUGUUUGCUAUAUAGUGGCCCCUUAUGAAGCAGAUGCGCAAAUGACAUUCUUGGCAGUUACUAAACAGGUUGAUGCAGUAAUCACAGAGGACUCAGACCUUAUUGCAUUUGGUUGUCCAAGAAUUUUCUACAAGAUGGAUAAAUAUGGACAAGGCGUUGAAUUUCAGUUUCACAAGCUACAAUACAACAAGGAUCUAAAUUUUGCUGGAUUUACUAAUGAGAUGAUACUAGAGAUGUGUAUCCUCAGUGGCUGUGACUAUUUACCAUCACUUCCUGGCAUGGGCCUAAAAAGAGCUCAUGCUCUGAUAAGCAAAUUCAAAACGUAUGAAAAGGUAAUUAAACACUUGAAGUAUAGCUCUGUGGCAGUUCCUCCUCUCUAUGAAGAGUCAUUCAAGAAAGCAGUGUGGACGUUCCGGCAUCAAAGAGUUUACGAUCCAAACAAAGAGGAUAUUGUCAAUCUAACAAUUAUCUCAGACAAUAUUGACGGAGUUACCGAUUUUUUAGGCCCAUCGAUGCCUCAACAAAUAGUCAAAGGCAUAGCAAAAGGUGAGCUUGACCCGAUCACUAAACUACCGUUUCAGGGUGAGAAUGCUCAUGAGAAUUCACCAUUCCAUACAUCUUCUCAACUCAGUUUUAGACCUGAAAGCAACAAAAUGAAGCUAGAUUUGCCAGCACAGAAGAAUGUUAUGACUAACUACUUUUGUUUUGCAUCACUAGAAGCGAAGAGGAAGUUCAGGACCCCACGAGUCUCACCAAAAGAUUCAGAUUCAGGAAAUGACUAUUCCCCUACUCUGGUUAAACAAGUUAGUAAAGAAAAUGGUUCACCAUCAGAAUUAUUGCUUAGUCAGGUGGUUCAGGGUGAUAACAUGUCUUCUCAUAAUUCGAUGGAUAAUGGGUUUUCCCAAAAAGAGAUUGAGGAUAAUGAUUCUCCAGAUAAUGGAAGUCUGGGGGAAAAUCCUUUGGAGCAAUCUCACCGUUCAAUUCAUAAACCUUGCAUGGUUAUGCGUAGGGGUCGUGAUGACGAGCAUGGAGCCUGGACAUUCUCAGAAAAGAAAAACCUGCAAGAACAGCACACCACCAAAAGCUCUUCUUUCCAGCAUAACUCUGUUUGUGAGAGUGAUCCUAGUUACAGAACUAACAAAUCCAUUUUGAGGCGUUCUUAUUUUGUGGAUAAACCAGAUGACAACAAUCUAUUGGGGACGAGUAAAAAAGUUGUCAUUAAAAGUUCUUACUUUAAACAUAAGUCCAAAACCACUGGAAGUUAUGUAAAUGACAGCUGCUUAGCCAAGGACAAUUCUUCUGUUGAUGGUGACAUUAGUGAGAAGAUUUUACCAGAAAUGAUCUCAGAUGGGAAUGACUAUGAUGAAAACUUGUAUAUUAAAAGAAAAGCUUCUUCUAGUCUUAACCCCCAGGAACAUGUAGAAAACAAGCAUGCUCGGACAGAUACAUACGUGGAUGCAAAAAGUGCCGAUGGUGACAAACCAACAGAUGUGGUGCCUGAAGAAGAAAAAUUUGGGUGCAAAAUAUCCCAUUUGAGACAUUACUCUGAUAUAUCAGGGAAAUCGAUGGAAAAUUUUGUUUCUGUAGUAUCUUCAUUUAGAUUCGGCUCAUCUGGAUCUCGUGCCAGUGGGCUCCGUGCCCCGUUGAAAGAUGUAAAAAACGUAAAUCCUAACAGGAUACCUGCUGCCACUGACAUCGGGAAUUUCUCAUACGUACCAAAGAGUGCCAAAAUUAAGCCUAAGAGAGUAUCAUCUCAAAGACACUGAAAUUCAGUAGUUUUUGUUAAUGAAUUGUUGACUGGUUUCUGUACAUUAGACCUUUUUCAGUUUUCACAAUGGAGGCAGGCUUACUGCGAUGGAUUUAAACAGCUGCAACGACUUUCUGGUAAAAAAUUGAAGAAUCAGCUUCAAAUUUGAAUACCUGCGAGUUGGCAGUACUGUACAUCUGUACUUCUAUCAUUUCUUCUGAUUGUAAUUUGUAGAUUGUAAUUCUUUCAUGGCCCAUGGAGUGUCCAUUAUGACAUUAUAGCCUUAUUUUUGGCCUUGGACUGUAUAAUUUCUGUAUUAUGGGUCUGUCUCCAUUGUUGACACUUGACAGUGACACACCUCCAUUCUUUUGAAUGAAAUUAAUAUGUAUUUACAUGUUCAAA